GACGAACUUUUGGAAGGUGAGGAAGUUGCUACCUGCCCAAGUUGUUCCUUAGUUAUCAAAGUGAUAUAUGAUAAGGAAGCGUUUCAAAAAGAGCAGGCAGAAUUACAGUCGCUCCCAAACGAUUUGAAAAAAUCUCAAGUUGUUAAUUAAAAAUGAUUCGUGGUGGACGAGGCGGUAGAGGCGCAAAUAGAUCAUUUAAUAGAGAGCAACUAAGUGCUUUAGGUGUGGGUGGCAAUGAUGUUCUGCCAGUUCUUGUUACCCAACCACCUCCAUUAUUUCCUCUACUGGAACGUCAUCCAAUACCUUUGCUGACAUCUUUAGAAAUGGAUUACCUUCUCCUUUUAAAGCAAGAUUUAAUGGAUCAUAUGCAACUCUCACCCUGUUAUUUGAAAAUGCCAGAAAAUAAAAAAAGUCAACCCGAACAAGAAAUUGAUAAAUUAGUGGCUCAGUUACCAAAUGCUAAAGAAAAAUAUAAUUGGAAACUAUUGCCGGUUGAGUUGAGACCAAAAGUUCUAGCAAAACGGAUGAAAAAAAAGGACAUGCCACAGGAUGUGAAUGUUGAAGAGAAAUUGGAAGUUUUGGAAAAGAUGGAAGAAUCUGUCAAAGGAGAAACAGUAAAUGGCAAAGAAACAGAAGAAACAAUGGAUGCAGAAAUAGAGGAAGCUGAUGAUGAAGAUGAGGAAAUGGACGAUGGAACAGAUUAUGUGCAUAAUUACUUUGACAAUGGGGAGGCCUAUGAGGAUGAAGAUGAUAAUCUUGAUGAUGGUCCCAUUUAUUAAACUAUUUUUCGUAGAAUAGAUAUCUACUAUAAUAAAAGAACUAUUG
Molecule: messenger RNA, 825 nt
Organism: Cylas formicarius (sweet potato weevil)
Lineage: Eukaryota; Metazoa; Arthropoda; Insecta; Coleoptera; Brentidae
Gene: Polr3G
Product: DNA-directed RNA polymerase III subunit RPC7-like
Exons: 4
Coding region: 153-779 (208 amino acids)
Biological process (GO): transcription by RNA polymerase III
Cellular component (GO): RNA polymerase III complex
Source: RefSeq, a predicted model, not a curated record